GAGCCUGGGCUGGAGCAGGAGCCCUCAACUCCAGGACCAGCGGCCCCCCGGAGUUGCUGGGGUUUGGGAUGGUGGCGGGAGAAGCUGAGAUGUGACUCCCCUCCCCGCUGACAUUGCCUGCCUCUGCCAACAACAGCCCACACCGGCCAGCGAACACUUGUCUGGAUCUUCUGGAGAAAGGAGCCGCCACUAGGCGCUCGCAAAGCCCGGCAGAAGUUAGGCUGCCUGGGCAGCUGUGAAGCAGCUGCCUGAGAAGGAUGGGCUAAGAGACAGAGGGAGCAGAGAUAAGGAAAGGGGGGUCUUGGCUUGGGCUAGGGGUGGGGAGAGAGAAGUAGAGUCCCUCCACGCUCUUUCCCAGAGCUCGGGCGCGGGGCAGAGGGGAGAAAUGCUGAGCCCGCGUCGGGGCUCCUGCCUCCGCGGCAGCAUCUUCAGCAGCAGCCUCAGCCUCAGCACCGGCGGGACAGCGACAGCGGGGGCGGCGCAGGCGCACUGUGCCCGGCGGAGCCUGCAGUUCCCCAGCCCCGUGUGCGGCACCGCCACAGUCUGGGCAGCGGCGGCCGGGGGAGCGUUACUACCAUGAACUGCCUGGUCCUCCUCCCCAGAGCUGCUCAUCCGGGUCGGGCUGGAGACACAGUCAGGGGACCCCGCCGCCGCCGCCGCGCCCCCUUUUCUUUCGACUUCAUCUCCACCACCUUUUCCUCCUCUUCUUCCACCUUUUCUUCCUGCUUCCCCCCCUCCCCCGCCGCGGAUCCUGGCCGCUGCUCUCCAGACCCAGGAUGCCGGGGGGCAAGAGAGGGCUGGUGGCGCCGCAGAACACAUUUUUGGAGAACAUCGUCAGGCGCUCCAGUGAAUCAAGUUUCUUACUGGGAAAUGCCCAAAUUGUGGACUGGCCUGUAGUUUAUAGUAAUGACGGUUUUUGUAAACUCUCUGGGUAUCACCGAGCUGAUGUAAUGCAGAAAAGCAGCACUUGCAGUUUUAUGUAUGGAGAACUGACUGACAAGAAGACCAUUGAGAAAGUCAGGCAGACGUUUGACAACUACGAGUCAAACUGCUUUGAAGUUCUUCUGUACAAAAAAAACCGAACCCCUGUUUGGUUUUACAUGCAAAUCGCACCAAUAAGGAACGAACAUGAGAAGGUGGUGUUGUUCCUGUGUACCUUCAAGGACAUCACACUGUUCAAGCAGCCCAUAGAGGAUGACUCAACGAAAGGUUGGACAAAAUUUGCCCGGUUGACGCGGGCUUUGACAAAUAGUCGGAGUGUUUUACAGCAGCUUACACCAAUGAAUAAAACAGAGACAGUCCACAAGCAUUCACGACUGGCUGAAGUUCUUCAGCUGGGGUCAGACAUCCUUCCUCAGUACAAGCAAGAAGCGCCAAAGACGCCACCACACAUCAUUUUACACUAUUGUGCUUUUAAAACUACCUGGGACUGGGUGAUUUUAAUUCUUACCUUCUACACCGCCAUCAUGGUCCCUUACAACGUUUCUUUCAAAACCAAGCAGAACAAUAUAGCCUGGCUGGUGCUGGACAGCGUGGUGGACGUGAUUUUCCUGGUUGACAUCGUUUUAAAUUUUCACACAACUUUUGUGGGGCCGGGUGGAGAGGUCAUUUCUGACCCUAAGCUCAUACGGAUGAACUAUCUGAAAACUUGGUUUGUGAUUGACCUGUUGUCCUGUUUACCUUAUGACAUCAUCAAUGCCUUCGAGAACGUGGACGAGGGAAUCAGCAGUCUCUUCAGUUCUUUAAAAGUGGUCCGCCUCUUGCGCCUGGGCCGCGUUGCUAGGAAACUGGACCACUACCUGGAAUAUGGAGCGGCGGUCCUUGUGCUCCUGGUGUGUGUGUUUGGACUGGUUGCUCACUGGCUGGCCUGCAUCUGGUACAGCAUCGGAGACUAUGAAGUCAUUGAUGAAGUCACCAACACCAUUCAAAUAGACAGCUGGCUCUACCAGUUGGCCUUGAGCAUUGGGACUCCAUAUCGCUACAACACUAGUGCAGGGAUCUGGGAAGGAGGGCCCAGCAAAGACUCCCUGUAUGUCUCCUCCCUCUACUUCACCAUGACGAGCCUUACCACCAUAGGAUUUGGAAAUAUAGCUCCAACCACAGACGUGGAGAAGAUGUUCUCAGUGGCCAUGAUGAUGGUUGGCUCUCUUCUUUAUGCAACUAUUUUUGGAAACGUCACCACAAUUUUCCAGCAAAUGUAUGCCAACACCAACCGUUACCACGAGAUGCUGAACAAUGUUCGAGAUUUCCUGAAACUGUAUCAGGUUCCGAAAGGCCUUAGUGAACGCGUCAUGGAUUACAUCGUCUCAACGUGGUCAAUGUCAAAGGGCAUCGACACGGAGAAGGUUCUCUCCAUCUGUCCCAAGGACAUGAGAGCUGACAUCUGUGUGCAUCUGAACCGGAAGGUUUUUAAUGAACAUCCCGCAUUUCGAUUGGCCAGUGAUGGAUGUCUGCGUGCCUUGGCAGUGGAGUUCCAGACCAUUCACUGUGCCCCUGGGGACCUGAUUUACCACGCUGGAGAGAGUGUGGAUGCCCUAUGCUUUGUGGUGUCAGGGUCCUUGGAAGUUAUCCAGGAUGACGAGGUGGUGGCCAUUUUAGGGAAAGGUGAUGUGUUCGGAGACAUCUUCUGGAAGGAAACCACCCUUGCUCAUGCGUGUGCCAACGUCCGGGCCCUGACUUACUGUGAUCUGCACAUCAUCAAGAGAGAAGCCCUGCUCAAGGUCCUUGACUUCUAUACAGCAUUUGCAAACUCAUUUUCAAGGAAUCUCACUCUCACUUGCAAUCUAAGGAAGCGGAUCAUCUUCCGUAAAAUCAGUGAUGUGAAGAAGGAGGAGGAAGAGAGGCUGCGGCAGAAAAACGAGGUGACUCUCAGCAUCCCUGUGGACCACCCGGUGAGGAAGCUCUUCCAGAAGUUCAAACAGCAGAAGGAACUAAGGAACCAGGGCUCAGCGCAAAGUGACCCUGAGAGGAGCCAGGUCCAGGUAGAGAGCCGCCCUUUGCAGAAUGGAGCCUCUAUCACAGGUACCAGCGUGGUUACCGUGUCACAGAUCACCCCCAUCCAGACGUCUCUGGCCUACGUGAAAACCAACGAGUCUCUUAAGCAGAACAACCGAGAUGCCAUGGAACUGAAGCCCAAUGGUGGUGCUGAACAAAAAUGUCUCAAAGUCAACAGCCCCAUCAGAAUGAAAAACGGGAAUGGAAAAGGGUGGCUGAGACUGAAGAACAACGUGGCGGCUCACGAGGAGAAGAAGGAAGACUGGAAUAAUGUCACCAAAGCUGAGUCGAUGGGACUGUUGUCGGAGGACCCCAAGGGCAGCGACUCAGAGAACAGUGUGACCAAAAACCCCCUGAGGAAAACAGAUUCUUGUGACAGCGGGAUUACAAAAAGUGACCUUCGUUUGGAUAAAGCCGGUGAGGCCCGAAGCCCUCUAGAACACAGUCCCAUCCAGGCUGAUGCCAAGCACCCUUUCUACCCCAUCCCCGAGCAGGCCUUACAGACCACACUGCAGGAAGUGAAGCAUGAACUCAAAGAGGACAUCCAGCUGCUGAGCUGCAGGAUGACCGCCCUGGAAAAACAGGUGGCGGAAAUUUUAAAACUACUCUCAGAGAAAAGUGUACCCCAGGCAUCUUCUCCAAAACCCCAAAUUCCACUCCAAGUACCUCCCCAAAUACCAUGUCAGGAUAUUUUUAGUGUCUCAAGGCCUGAGUCACCAGAAUCUGACAAAGAUGAAAUCAACUUUUAAUAUAUAUAUAUAUAUACAUAUAUAUUUGUUAAUAUAUUUAAAAUAGUAUAUACAUCUAUAUACAUAUGUGUGUAUAUAUAGUAUAUACAUAUAUAUUUUCACUUGCUUUCAAUAUGAUGAACACAAUAUGGAUUUUGAUAUGUACAUACUGCAUGUCCAGCUGGAUUCUGGCCUGCCAAAGACGAUUAUUCAAAACCUAGAUAUUGCUUGUACAUUAUGAAGUUGACUGCAUGCACACUUUACAUGUAUUUAUAAUCUCUAUUCUGUAAUAAAAAAAAGUAUGAAUUUUGUUAACUAAGGCAAUGUAAUCUUCGAAGAAUCAGGGUCCAACCUGCCAAUGUGGCCAUGACAAACUUGAUCUCAGGCUGAGUAUAUCGAACUGUCAUUUCUUCACUAUUCUGUUUAGUUAAAAUUUAUAGAUUAAUGUCAAGGGAGAGCUCAGCUUCUGAAGCUGCCAGACCAUUUUAUGAUCUCAUGCCAUAGGGUAUUUUUCUGUAACUUACGGUUAGGUUCUUUUUCCCUACAGGCAAUGUUUGCUCCGUGAAAUGACUGUUUCGUUGCCUACAUCUGAUGCCAGUGUCGGAUACUGAGAAUUUAUUGCUAUGGGUUUUGUGCAUGAAUUGCAUUUCCACUCAAUGGUACCUCUCCUUUUUAGCGUUGUAGUAGAUAGUAAUCAUUAGCUCUUAUGUAAAGAAUUCCCUGGUCUCUCCGUCUUGGAGAACAACUGUCAUCUUGGGAGCUGACAUUAUCAACACCGUAAAUACUCAAUUGUUAAUAUAGUGUAUAUUAUUAUAGAAACACUGCACCCCAGGGUACCAGGGCCUCUUAGCAACAUCUUAGAUAUGCCGAUUGUCCAAAGGCGAUGAUUGUUCUACAUUUGUAUUUCCAAAGCUGGUUCAAAGCGGGAUGUUGAAAGGCUCUUAGCAAAGAAAUGUAUCAAAAGUGUAACUGGUUAAUGAUGCAAUUUUUAAAAGAACAUAAGCAAUUAGGCACAUUUUAAUUGCCCAUCUGUGACUUAGAAAGAACGAAAUAUAGGUACAGAAAUGCUGACACAUGAUUUUAUUGCUUAUAGAGGUAACAUAUGAAAUGUGGUUGGCUUAUAAAAUAACCAACCUAGAAGGAAAUGUUAAAGUUGCUUUAUUAAGAGAACUGCUUUUCUAUAACUUUACUCUGGAUACAAUUUCCCUAAGCUCUUCAUCACACAGUUGCACUGCAGGCCUUCUGUUGAGUUGAUACAAUAGACCACUUUGGCUCAGGCAGAUCCACUUACAAAAGGCUUAUGAGGCUGAAUGUCAUAGUCUUUUGGGUAACAAUUCCUCUUCUGAGAAAGUGCCUAUUAUCAGUCGAAAGAGAUGUCACAACAUUGCACAGUCUGUAUUUAGGUCCUCAGAUGAUAAACACUCCGAAUGAAACGCAUACCUUAUUUGAGAACCCAUGGAAGCUGUUUCUUAUGGCUCUAGCAUAUUUUCUGGAGUUCUUCCUGGGGAUGUGGUUUUCAGUUGGCACAGGCAUAAGAUUUAAUAACGAGAGUAAGGAAGCUAGUGUUUGCAUUAACCUGAAAAUAUAUGUCAAUCACUCAUAUAUGGCUAGACUACUAAUAUGUAGAAUGUAUAUAUAUAUAUAUAUACAUAUAUAUAUAGAUAUACAUAUAUAUAUAUAUAUAUCUCCACAGGUGAAUAUGCAAAAAUGGUGACAAAAUUCAAGAAAAUAUUUUGCUCUUUUAUAUGCAGUUUUAAGCGCUUUUGUAUCUUCUAGUCUCUUGAAAAUUAUAGGAAGAAGAGUUACCACAGUCAUACUGGAGAAGUACGAAACAGUGAUACUCUUUAAGUUCUUCACAGGUCCCAAAGAUGUGUCCCUUUGUUCUAGGACUCUUGGAAUACGUGUCACGCACCAUGGGUUACAGUUGCCUCCCUCUCCAUUUCUCAGAAUGGACAUUUCCAGGGUCAUAUAUCUCCAUGCUCUGAGGAGAUGCCUAACUACCACAGGCAAAAGGAAAUGAAAUAGUUAUAGCAUCAGCCUUAGACUUGAGGUUUGGGGGUGUGUUUGUUUUAGCUAUCGUGCUGUAAAAGAUGCCUCGUCCUUGGUUUCUGUGAUGUACUGGGUUACUCAAUUUGUCAAGUAUGACAAAUACCUUUGAAGAUGAAUGAGUGAUAAAAAAAAAUGUGAAUACAGAAACCAGUGUUCUGGCUUUAGCCACAUUUAAAACUAACAGUUGGUCUAAAGCUGUCAGAUGGUCACUGGAACAGAAGCUGGUUUCAAGUGUAGUGCGUGUCCUUUCAAACCUUUGCCAGAAUGUGACACUGGCUCAGAGUUCUAGCUAACGACCUACGACUUUAGCCAUAAUGAGAUUUCUAUCUAAACACUCGUUCCAAUAGGUGGGGGGUGACAACCAUAAUGGUCUGGGACUGUGCCAGGCCUUCAAUGGGGAGGAAAAGCAUCGGCGGUUUGUUUUUCGGGGCAGUUCCCACACUAUUCUUUUCCAGACCCCUGCCUCUGAGCGAUGGCACACCUGUGGGGCUGCAGGCACUCUGCACACAUUCAGCAAACACUGUAUAUAGUCUUAGGUUUCCAGAUUUUAAAAUCCUUCGCAGUAGAAUUUAGUCAGAUUUUAAUGAAGGGUGAACACUUGCUUGCACACAUGUGGUAAUGAUGCAAUCACAUCUGUGUGGCCUCAACCAACACACAGUGCAGGCUCUAUGGGAGACCAGAUGACUGCAUGUUUUAUUCCUACACUGUCUAGGUGCAAUUGAUGCAUCCAGAAUAUUUUUUUUAGUAUUAUACUUCUGAACAACAUACUAAUAGGACUAAGUGAAUACGUAUUUGAAAUGCAAACAUUUUGCAAAGCAACCUUUACACCUUUAAUUCUCUUAUGAUGGUAUGAAUACAUACAGUCAGACACUGUAUUCCUGACAGGUGGUUGUGAUGGGAUAGUGAAAGUCAAAUGCAAACACAAUUGUGAUCUUUGCAUCAAAGCAGGAAGGAUUGCUAACCUGUCUCAAAUAGUGUCACACCCAAUGUGCUCUAGAACACAGAAGGACUUACAGUAAAAGGCAAAUAGAAACCCAUCAGGUAGAAAACAAUGGGCAAAGCUCACUGGUGUAUCUCUUUUACACAAAUGACCUUAAAAUAGUUCAGGGUUAUUCUUGGAAUUCACAUCCGAACUUCAUUCUUUAAAGGAAACUUUUCUUUACAAUCCUGGUUACACCUCACCGGGCAUACAAGGCUACAAAAGCUCUAAAUUCCCUAUAACUUUACAUAGGCAGAAGGACAGAGGAUGUGAGAAUGCAAGAUUUUAAAUGGAUCCUAGAACAAAUAUCAACUCAGUAAUACCCAGUAUUUUAAUGGGAAUUUUAAUUAUAACAGCAAACCAAAGUGUCAUUUUGAGAAUUAAGCCAACCGGAAUGCAAAUACAAGUCUUAGAGAAUUUAAGGAGUUGCUAUUUCUCUGUGAGACCCAGAAAACUUUGGAAUUCUUUUGGGGGAAAAAAACUGUUUUUUAAGUAGUCUUCAAAGAAGUGACUGGAAUUGUAUAGCAGCAGCUGAUCCUUGUGAAUUGUACUUUAUUUUUUUUUGAGAUUAUAACUUAAUUAACAAUAUUUUUCACUUCCCUUCCCUUCCUUCAAACCCUUCCAGAUGUCCUUCCUUGUUCUGCAAAUUCAUGGCUUCUUUUUUUUUUUCCUGGUAAUUGUUAUUGGUGAAUCUUUUUACCUUGUACAAUUUCUCUUUUUUAAGCUAUUUUCUCUGAGUUUUUAUUUUUCCCUAAAGUUUCAUGUAGACAAUGAGAAAAUUUAUCUGGAGCCACCACACACAGAUACCUCCAAAAUGAAUAUUUUCUUGGGUGAAUGUUGAGCUUUGAUAUCUUUAUUAGAUGUGAGUAUUGCUCCCAGGAAUCUGUUGAAUGGGAAGAGAAGAAAUUAUGUUUAGAUUUUACAUGUCCUAGGAUGAGCAUUGGGUGCCUUCCUGGAUUCUGACUCCAGGUGUUAUCAGUCUAGCAGAAACUGCGCAGUCAUCUAUCAUUAAUGUGUUUCUAUCUCAGUUUUCCAAACAACAAAUCCUAAAGCAAAGACCUAAACUACUCCCCUCUUACAUCAAGCUGCUGUUAGGUCAGGGGAAAGUGGCUUAUUCAUAGGAAAAUCACAUUAGCUGUUUCAAGAGCACUGACACCUGCUCAUGUGUCCUUGGCAACAGUGUUUUGAUAGAAAAAUUGAUGGCAUAGUUACUAUUGGUAAUUCAAGGAGGCAACAUACAACAUAGUAACAUUUGAUUUUUGAAGAUAAGGUUCAAUUUGUUAAUGUUUUAUUAUUUGGCGGAGAAGCCUUUGUCCUUGGGCUCCACACAGAGUCUUUUGUUAUGUUUGCUGUGAUGGUCCGAGGUAAGAAAAUAACCAGAGCACUAAACACAAAGGGGACAUUAUUUUUGCACCAGAAAAAACAUUUAUGUUUAGGUCUCUCACUGGAUUUUGCUAGGAUUCUUACCAAACUGCAACUUAAAAAUGAUUUCCAAUUAAGACUAUUUUGAAAAUGUACAUAGUUGGAAGCAUUGAAAGAAAAAAAAGAUUAGCUUUAAGUGUUUUUUAAAAGAUUAAGACUUAGAGUCAAAGGGGGUUAAGGGAUGGUCCAUCAUUGGUCCCUACUUUUUAAUACCCACUGUAAUAUUCUAUUUAUUUGCUAAGCUAUUAGUAAUAUUUUUAUCCACCAUGUUAGGCCUGUGGCAUUACAACUAACAUUUGCUUUAUAUGCAAAUAAAUAUUUUCAGCCAAUUUGCUCUGAGUGCAAACUUCUGCUUUAUAGCCUUAAUGCUUUAUCAGCUUCUAUAAAAAACAAAACAAAACAAAAUGAAACAAAGAACCAUUAUGAAAGUGAUGUGGCAGACACUACUUUUUAGAGCUGAUAAAAAGUGCUCUAACCCUACGGAAAAUAUUCUUAUUCUGGACCAGAGAGAAGAAAGCAAGAGCUAAAGUUCAUCAGGGUCACACAAUCAAGAAACUAAUGGAAACUUAAGUACUAAAUAAGUUACUAAUGCCAGGCUACGCGCAUGUGUGACAAUCCAGAUCAGGAUUUGCAUAUCCACGUUUGGGAGAAAUGGACAAAGAGAUGCAUGUUGGCGGCUGACACCUGGAUGCCUGUAGAAUUUUAUCAGGCUUGUUGGGCAAGCUCUAGUCUACACCAGUGAGUGUGUCCACAUUUAGAAUGACAGUUCUUUGCUUUGCUCUUGUGCUGUGAUUAGUUUUACACACUUUUUUCCCUUUUCUGUAAAUGUACACGCUGCCUUCUCAGUGAGAAGGUUACAUAAGUCUAGAUUUGAUACUAGUUGAAAAAACAAUACAAAACAAAGCAAAAAAAAAAAAAAAAAACUCCAAGAAAUUGACACGGAACAAUAACAGAGCAGAGGAAAACAUUACUGCACCUUUUCUGUAGUUAUAAUAUCUUUUCCUGACUGGCACACUCCCCUGAAAAGGAAGAGAACAACUGUAUAUGCGUUCUAAAUAUUAAACAGGUUUUGGACACUUGGAUAACAUCUAUUAUUGCACUUUCCCCAGCUGUAAGAACUGAACAAGAAAUAAAGUCAGAUGCCGCAGUCCUGCACAGAUUCUUCUUUACUCUUCUAAGCAAAGGAAUUCAUCCAUGAGCUGGUUCGAGUCCCCUUAAGUAAACUGUGGAAAAUGCAGUUUUAACAAUGAAGUUCCAGUCACCCUUCUUCGACAGCUGGGUGUUCUCGAUUUUCGUGUCUCUCUAUUGUAAAGUUUAGAUCUUCAGUAAAAUAUUCUUCCCAAGUUUUAUGUGUUUUGAGAUAUUUAUCAUCCUUAAUUUUAAUGAUAACCAGUGGUUGAGUUCUUUUUACUAGCCACCAUCCCCCCUUUUUCCCUAAAAUAUCAAAUUAACUUUUCCCACAUUUAUAGAUUUUUUUUAAUCCCCUGGACUUAACUCAGUUUUUCUCUUUAAGUAUAUUUCUAGAAUGAAAUACUUAGAGAUGCUAAGUCAAAUGACUUUCAAUAUUAAGACAAAAUGCUUUCUCUAAAUUUUAAAUAUUUUAAAUAACAAAUUAAUUAAUUGAAUACUGAUACUUAAUUGUCUUCAAUACAUCAAUGUGUUAAGCAGUGCCUAUGUAAAUUAUGAUUAAUAGCUUUAAUUUUCAAAGUAUUUUAUGCCCAAUAGAUGCUUCCUCAGCCAUCUGAGAAUGGUGAUGUCCAAAAAUCCUGAAAAAAGAUGGAUUUCUGCUACACUAUCACCCACAGUAUUGUCUUUUAUACCUCAAACACACUCAGGAAAGCAAACACACACACAUACACACACACAUACAAACAUAGGGCCUCUCCUUAUACUGAGAGUAAGUCACCUAAAAUUCUUUAAUUAUCAUUAAAGGUUUUAAAAUUGAUUAAACUCAAUAGUGAAGUUUGGAGUGUUUGCAAAAUUUUGGGGGUAAAGAGAGAAUUAAUUAUUCCAUACUUGUUUACAUGGCAAUAGAAGGUGUGGUUUGUUCUAGAUUCUCAUUAAAAUGCUGAGUCAUGUUAUAUAGGGAAGAGACUCAGGUUGUUUUUCUUUCUUUUUUUUUUUUUUGUUUUUUGUUUUUAAAUACCUACCACACUUGACAAAUGUCCUGAGAGUACUAGUCUGUAUUCUAACUUAAAUUUUUCUGUUUCUUGCUUAAUACAAGGCUAGGGCAUUUGAAUGCUUUGUGCAGGUCAGGACCACUGAGGAUUUAGAAAAUGAACCAGAGAUGGUGCAGGCUAGCUGAAAGUAGUCAAAUCUGUUUGGCUCGCCCAUCCCUCUUAGAUAUAAAAGUAAGCAAAUGUUAAUUAGGCCCAUUUUUUUUUUGAGUGCUCACUGUACUAAGCAAUGUAUUUAAAUAAUUGUAUUUAAUUCUGCAGCACUCCUCUGAGGGAGUAAAUUAAGGAACUUGAAUAGGAUUGCCAUAGCUAAUUAAUAACCACUAAAUCAGGAAAGCUGAGAUGUUAACACAAGCAGUUGAAUGGACCUUAGAGAAAAAGGGUCAUAAGGAUGGGGCUCUUGAAGCAUGAAUUCCAAUUUUUUUUAGGACAUAUACGUGCAAAGACUCCCCAAAUCAAAAUAACUUUUAAAAGUACACCCUGAGAUGGAAAUGCUUGUCUUUCAUGGUGGCCAGAGUAAAUGAAGAGGUUUAUACAGUAGCCAUUGGGAGUAAAGUGUAGCAUGAGCCAACAACUGAAUUUGCCUUCCCUUCUCCCAACACUUGAGAGGCAGCAAUGGGGAAACUGGGAAGUAUAGUCAUAAGUAAAAGGCAAAUGAAACACAUUACAGGCAUUUUAUAUUUAAUAUUCUUCCAGUUGAAUUUUCACCUAAGAGGUAAAUUAAAUUAAAAAAAGCAAUAAGUGUUUAAGAUUUAUGUUUUUCUGUAGUUCACUUUCAUUUUUAAUAUUGGAAUUUGUAAGACAUCAGAGGGCUUUAUUUAGAAAAUUUGUCAGGGCGGGGGGAGGUGUACUCAUUGGAUUUUAAAUAGUGUUUUCAGGUCUUUUUAUUGAUUACACUGAUGGUCGUUUCUUGCCAAACCACUAUUAAAGACAUCUUCCAAAAGAGCUAUUUCUAUUUAGAAUGGACUCUUGUGUGUUCUCAUGCCUCAAAUUUAAUACAUUUGCUGUACAUAUACUUGCUUUUAAGAAAGUAAAUAAUUUUCUCUUAUGAAAAAGGUUAACAUCUAAAAUGUGAUUUUGCUGUUGUUGUUUUCCUAUCUUUUGAGAUGUUUGAAGAAAGUGUCUCGAGAAAACAAAACAGAGUUAUGAUGUCACUACCUUGCAGUCUGGAGUCUCAAUCCAGACGACCUUGUGAGUGACAGGAGGCAGAGGGAACUGUGAACAGCACACAGCUCUGUGUCUCACUGGGAGGACCUCUGGGGCGCUUUCUGGUUAGGCCACUUUCUUCCUGGGCAUUCUCACUUGAAUGAGUCUCUAAAUGUUCUCUGUAACCUGUGCUAAUUGUGGCAUUUGUUCACAGAACACACCCAGAAAGCUACGGGGGAUUAGGGAGUUGCUUCCUCCAUGAUGUCUCCUUGUGUGAUAUCUUAACAGUUUGUGUUUGAGUAAUUUUAAAAUUACUUAGUUACAACCAUAGUUUUGAUUUUAACAAAACAUGAUGAACUAGUUUGAAAAGUUGGCAAUUAUUUGGUACUUCUAAUACGAGAGUAUGCUUUUUUACCUACUUCCAAGUUUUUGAUUUUGACUCCAAACCUGAAAUCUAGGUCUCUGCUUGGGUAGUUGGCAUGCAUCUUGAUUAGAUGGUUUCCAGAGGACUGGCAUUUAUGCAGAAUCACUGGCCGAGGAAAGACCAGCACAGACAAGGACGAACAAACAAACAAAAAAUAAUAAUCCCAACCAGCCAACCAACCAACCAACCAACCAAAACAAAACAAAACAAAACAAAACAAUACAAAACAAAACAAAAAAACCCUCAAUGCCGGAGUAAACCCGACUGAAUAAGUACACUUAAUAGCUGAGGCAAAUACCAGUCAAAUAUUGUAUCGUUAUUCUCAGCUAAAUUGUCUUUGACGGUGUAAUGUAAAAUUGAUCCCCCUCUUCCCAUGGUAGGAUGCUUCACCUAGUAAAGGAAAUUGAACAGUGUCAGAAGCUGCAUAAGGGUCUGAGUUGGUUGCAGACUUUCCAACCAAACGUUAUGAAAAUAUUCCUGCUGGAGAGGUGGCUCAGAGGUUAAGAACACUGGCUGUUUUUCCAAAGGUUCUGAGUUCAAUUCCCAACAACCACAUGGUGGCUCACAGCUAUCUACGAUGAGAGCUGGUGCCCUCUUCUGGUUCUCAAGCACACAUGCAGGCAGAAUGCUGUAGAAAUAAUAAAUAAAUAAAAUUUAAAGAAAGAAAAUAUUAAAAAAAAAAAAAAGAAAAUAUUCCUGAUAAGAGCACAGUGGCUUGAGAAGGAAGAUGAGCUAGUCGGCAAACUAUGCACUUUGGCAUAAUGAAUCUUUUCUAGCUCUGUGUCGAAGUGUGACGGAAUCGACUCUAUUAUACCGGUCUGUUAUAUGUCGAACGUGUGUACCGUUAAAUAAAAUGUGAAUGUGCUUUACGUGGAAAUCGAUUAUUUAAUGCAUUUCAUUUUAGAGAAGUUAGUGGCCGCUCAUUCCCCCAGGGCUCAUAAAAAGGACCGCUUUUUAUGAGCCCUGGGGGAAUGUUUCAUUCUGAGUCUCAGCACCGUCAUUAUGAUGUUACAUUGGCCGACUGUUUACGGUGGAUUCAUUGGCACCCUCGGUCACAGAGAGAGGAAGGGAAAACAUAUACUUCACUUAAGAAACCAACUUCACCCAUCAUUAUCAUAAUUCCUAUUUUUCCCUAGUGAAAGGGUUAGCGUAAGUUGGACACUAAGUUAGACCCAGUCUAUCUCAAACCCACAUGUUGUGGUAAAAACAGCUAGCAGCUGUUUCCUGUUGUUUGUUGAGACAGCAGUGGCUUCAGGAAAUGCUUGGUACUCAGACAACACUAUUGAAUUAUGCAUAUCUGUGAUAUAAUGAGAAUUAUAUAUUUCUUUUCACUGUAUGGUCUACUGACUUUGUAUACCUGUGAUAUCACUUUGUACCCUAAAAUGUAAACUCCUGAUGAUGUUGCUACAGGGAUUGUUCUUUAAGUUCUCAAAUGUUUCUGCCACUGUAACCAUGUCUGUGGAUAUUAAAAAUGCUUCCUAAGAGUUAAUUCACUGGAAAUAUUUGGUUUAUGUAUCAACUAAGGAAAUAGGUCAGCACUACAUGGAAGAUAUUUUUAAUGCCAAUAUGCUAGCAGUACUUGUCUAUACUUCAAAAUUUGGUUCAUGCUAGGCUGAUCAUGUUUUUUCUACUUAAAUCAAGGCAUUGCAGUGUGUAAUAUAGAGAUUUGUAUGUACUAUCAACUUAUCUAUUGCUCAGCUGCUGAGAGGUUAUGUGAAAACAUCUUAAGUUGGAGACAUUAAGGUCAAUUCUGAAAUGCUUUUGAUCAAAAUUCAAUUGCAGUUGGGAAGGCUGUCACAAUUUUCAGUUUAUUUAAAAGUUCGUUCUAAAGAAAUAGUUGUUUCCAAAAGUGAAUUGGCAGGUGGAAGUUUUUAACCCAAAAUAAUCCUGGGUUUUAGCACAAUAAACUGUAUUUCAUCAGGGAGGAUUAUCUUUGCUUUUUUUUUCACACUUUAUUUAAAUGUGGAUAUUUUUUCAUGAUACAAAAUAAAAUGUGCAUUUUAUGGAACUUA
This is a messenger RNA of Meriones unguiculatus (Mongolian gerbil), 13931 nucleotides long. RefSeq names its product potassium voltage-gated channel subfamily H member 5 (gene Kcnh5). The record is from RefSeq and is a predicted model, not a curated record. Gene Ontology annotation, molecular function: voltage-gated potassium channel activity. Gene Ontology annotation, cellular component: membrane. Bases 777 to 3743 code for a protein of 988 amino acids. Gene Ontology annotation, biological process: potassium ion transmembrane transport; regulation of membrane potential. The transcript is spliced from 11 exons. NCBI's taxonomy places the organism in Eukaryota, Metazoa, Chordata, Mammalia, Rodentia, Muridae.